CACUCCUCUCCUCCUUCGCCUCCCCUCACCUCUCCUCCCCUCCUAGAGGACAGAGCGAUGCGGAGACAAUAGGACGCAGAGCCGAAGCAGUGUGCAGGAUGCUCGGCGUCUCACGGCUGUACGGAGGCUUCUCACCGGACCCGGAGCCCAGGACCAGGCCUUUUUCCCGGCUCAGACUACCCAGCAGCCUGCACUGACAGGGCAGACUCCACAGCCUCCAUAUGGGAGACAACUGAAGGUGACCCCAGCUGUUAGCUGUCCCACCUGAGCGUCAGGUCCAUAGUUCUGUAUCCGGUCAGUCCCCUAUAGCAGUCCCUAGCAUGAGUUCCUCUCCACUGGUGUCCCGAGCCAACAUGGACAUCCUGGACGAGCUGCAGCUGAUCGCAGCCCAGAACCUGGAGAGGCUGGAGGUCAACAAAUACUACGAGGUGAUCAGGGAGCUGGGCAAGGGCACCUACGGCAAGGUGGACCUGGUCAUCCAUAAGAUCAGAGGAACAAAAAUGGCUCUGAAGUUCCUGAAGAAGAAGACCACCAAGCUGAAGUCGUUCCUGCGGGAGUACAGCAUCUCUCUGUACCUGUCCCCCUGCCCCUUCAUCAUCAACAUGUUCGGCAUCGCCUUCGAGACGGACGACUACUACGUGUUCGCACAGGAGUACGCUCUGGCAGGGGACCUGUUCGAUAUCAUUCCUCCACAGAUUGGACUUCCUGAGGCAGUGGCAAAGCGCUGUGUGCACCAAGUCGCCAUCGCUCUGGAUUACCUGCACUGUAAGAAGCUUGUCCAUAGGGACAUCAAGCCUGAAAACAUCCUCAUUUUUGACCGAGAGUGCCGCAAGGUCAAGCUGUCAGAUUUCGGCAUGACCCGCCGAGCUGGCUCACCAGUGAAACGAGUGAGUGGCACCAUCCCCUACACGGCCCCGGAGCUCUGCGACGUGUCCCGCCACGAGGGCUUCUGCGUGGACUACAGCACCGACGUCUGGGCCUUUGGCGUGCUGCUCUUCUGCAUGCUGACCGGCAACUUCCCCUGGGAGAAGGCGCUGCCCUCCGACUCCUUCUACCAGGAGUUCAUCCGCUGGCAGAGGAGGAGGACCAACACGGUCCCGUCCCAGUGGAGGCGCUUCACUGAGCAGGCCCUGCGCAUGUUCCGCCGGCUGCUCUCCGUGGAACAGGACCGGCGCUGCUCCGUCAAAGAGGUGUUCGGGUACUUCAGCCACUCCUGGAUGCUGGAUGCAGAGAACAACAACAACAACGGGAACAGCAACAGCAACGGAAACACCAACACCAACAGCAACAGCGCAAGUGGUGGAGAGAGGGUUGGCGGUGGUGGCGGAGAGAGAGGAGGUGCACGGGGAGAGGGGAACGGCACCAUAUCGUCAUCUUCUUCCGGCGAGGAAGACGAGGAGCUGCUUGUGGAGAGGAUGAAGCAGCAGACUUUAUCUCCUCUCUCCCCACUUUCUCCCCUCUCUCCCACGUCUCCUGUGGUGGCGGAGAGAGGGAGUGGCAGUGGGGCUAAGGGCGGGGGGAUGGAGCCAGGCGGAGGCCACCAUUUCGUGUCCGUCUCCACCAACAGCUCCGUGUCGUCCACCAACAGUUACGAUCGAAUGCCGCGGGAAAACAGUUCUCCAGGCGGGCGCAUGCUGGUGGCUACGCCCAUAGAAAUCUGCGUCUGAGUGCGUCAGAACAUUGAAGUUGUCACAGACUUACUGGUACCAAUUUAUACCUCUCAUCCAACCACAUGCAUGGAAACAAACAGACAAUGUACUAACACGUAUCCUGAUCUAAACAUCUUGGAAAGGCAGAGCACACACAGAACACUUUACAGAGAGUAUUUGUAGAAUGCAUACAUUCCUCAUGAGGUAGGCUUUUUGGACUCUAUGAGAAGCCCACUUUACUCUUUCAUUUCAGUGUGCAAAUGCCUUUUUUUAUGCCCAGAGGAUAAUGAAAAAUUGCUUCCUUCACCAUCCGAAAAGAAGACCAAAAUGUAUUUCUAAAAGCAAUACUUCCAGCAAAAAAAAGGCAAAUAGAGACACGAGGGGCAGACUGAUGUCGGAUCUCUUCAGGUCGUCACUUCUGAUCGAAGCCAAGGGACGAAGGAUUUGUAUUUUUGAAGAAGACUAUAACAGAGUUAUAGGAAAUACAUUGUACGAUAAACACGGAGCGAGCAGUGGUUUUAAAUGUUAUAUGUGUCGGAAGAGUGUGAGUGUGUUUGUUGUGUGUAUUACCGUGUGUAUUUGAAUCCAAAAGAAGUGGAUUUAUUUUAGUUGGAGAAUUUAAUUAUUUAUUUGAAUUUAAAUAGACUACUUUUUUUCUAUUGUUUGGUUUCUUUAUUUUUCAUUCAACUUCACGUUGUAUUCUGGCAUAGCUGUGCCAAAUCCAUUUGGUUGGCUGCUGUUGUACUGUAUGAGUUUUGACUAUUGUAAUCCAGUACGUCCACGAGUGGAAGCUUCUCUAUCAUUGUUCUUCAUGUCAGACAUAUCUUCUUCAUUGUUGAAAGACUUUUUUUCUACUCCCUCCCAACAUUUUAUUUGUAAAGCUUCUGUUUGCUUUGGUUUUUUAAAGUUCAGUUUGUAUCGUUUGUAUUUUCUUUGAAACUUUAAGCAAAAUGAAUUGCCUGAAAAAGGAAAGAGUAAUGAUGACUUAGCAUUUUCAAUUCAAUCUGAAGGAGAAAAAAACCCCACAGAAGAUGUUACCCUUUUUAUAAAUUGCAUGACGAGUAGCUCAAACGAAGAAUUUGAAGCGGCUUUAUGAAAAUGUAUUUGAAAAAUUGACAAAAAGAAACGUAAAAUGUUGUGAUGUGGAAUUUUUGCCGUAGCACAAUUUCUUGCAUAAUGUUCCUUGAGUGAAUAUUGCCGUCAUGAUCUCUUGAGACAUCCUAGGGCUAAAAGAUCUGAACAAUAAUAGUUUUUAUUCUGUGUGUUGUAUUUGUAUUACUAUUAAUGCCGUGUACUCAUCUCACCAAAUCCAGGAACCGAAAAAAAACAAAGCAUGAGGACAUAGAGCGCGAGGCUUGAAAUUAAACCACAGAUAGGGAAUUAAAUUAUGUUGUUUUGUUCUAAAUUGACACCUAUAGCAAAGUAGUAAGGCAUUUGUUUUCUACAUAGUUAAAACAGAAAAAAGUAAUCCAUCCCAUUUGUUGGCAAAAAAAAAAAAUGAAGAAAA
Eleginops maclovinus (Patagonian blennie) is the source of this 3156-nucleotide messenger RNA. It is a transcript of the gene bsk146, whose product is annotated as brain specific kinase 146. NCBI's taxonomy places the organism in Eukaryota, Metazoa, Chordata, Actinopteri, Perciformes, Eleginopidae. The transcript is spliced from 5 exons. Gene Ontology annotation, biological process: peptidyl-threonine phosphorylation; peptidyl-serine phosphorylation. Bases 321 to 1667 code for a protein of 448 amino acids. The record is from RefSeq and is a predicted model, not a curated record. Gene Ontology annotation, molecular function: protein serine/threonine kinase activity; ATP binding.